AGUCACGCGAGGUUGUACUGUCUUAAUGGCGCUCUUGGCUGGCUUCACCGUUUUCGUGUUAGCAGCAUCUGUUCCUGCCACCGGCCAGCAAGAUGGCUUCCUCAGCAUUGACUGCGGGCUGGAGGGAGACAAAAAUGGCUACACGGACAACAGCAAUGGCAUCGUUUACACCCCCGACGGCGCCCCGUACGUCGACACCGGGGUGACUAACAAUGUGUCCGCCCAGUAUGUGAACACAUGGGAUCGUGCUCUCAACACGCUCCGGAGCUUCCCGCUGACGUUAUUCGGCGAGCGGAACUGCUACGCGCUGCCCACCGUCCCCGGGGCCAUCUAUCUGGUGCGCCUGCGGUUCGCUUACGGCAACUACGAUAACAUGAACAGCGAGUCUGUUCAGUUCGAUCUGUUCCUCGGGGUGAACAAGUGGGACGAGGUGUACAUCGCGAAUAAGGAUAAGGAGUACAGCUCAGAGGCGAUGUUUGUGGCGUGGGCGAGCUGGGCGUCGGUGUGCCUUGUUAACACCUACCAAGGCACGCCGUUCGUGAACACGGUGGAGCUGAGGCAGCUCGACAGCAUGUUACAUUUCCGGAAAAUCAUGGGCAACAGUUCCAUCUACUUGUAUGAACGGCGCAACAUGGGACCUAGCAGUAGAGAUAAUCCAAUUAUAAGGUAUCCUAAUGAUACAUAUGACCGCUUUUGGUAUCCUUGGGGAUCGGAAGAUGACCCAACGUACUCCAACCUUUCCGCGCCAUCGACGCUGAUCAUUCCUCCUAGCCCCUCGUACGCAGUCCCGUCACCUGUUCUCGAGACGGCCGUCGUGCCAGCCGACAACAACAAAAGUGUUCUAUCCAUCAUACAAACGAACGACAAAGAGAUCCACGAGUACUUGGUGCUCGUGCAUUACGCUGAUUUCCAGAGUACGCUCCAGCGCCAGUUCCAAGCCUACAGCAAUGGCGAUCCUAUCCAAGGUACCGGUGGCCCCUACGUAGCAGACUACACCGGUCAGACCGUCGGCACCAUCGACUGGAUCAGUGCUGAAACCUCCGGCAAGUAUAACAUCACUCUUGCCGCAACUGACAGCUCCCAGCUGCCCCCGAUCGUGAAUGCCUUCGAGGUCUACGGUCGCAUUCCUCUCGAUAAUCCUUCUACGUUCCCCACAGACUUUGAUGCUAUCAUGACUAUCAAAUUUGAGUAUGGGAUAAAGAAGAAUUGGAUGAACGAUCCGUGUUUUCCAUCCAAUUUAGUUUGGAAUGGCGUGAGAUGCAGCACUGGAAGUGAUAAUACUAUGAGGAUAAUAUCUCUGGAUCUCUCGAACAGCAACCUGCAUGGAUCAAUAUCUAAUAACUUCACAUUGCUAACCGCUCUCGAGUAUUUAAAUUUGUCAGGAAACCAGCUGAGCGGGACAAUUCCAUCCUCCCUGUGUGAAAACAACGCAGGAUCAUUUGUUUUCAGAUAUGUAUCUGACGAAGAUAUGUGCAACACAGCAGGAACUCCAGUCCAGUCAAAAAAACGAUCAGCUAUUUUAGCCCUUGCAGUAGUGAUUCCAGUGCUGGUAGCGGCUAUCCUUAUUCUUGCAUAUUUGACCUGGAGAGCUAGAAGAAAGCCCAAUAAUUUUGUGCACCUAGAUUCCACAUAUGGUCCAGAAUUCUUGAAUGCUCCAGGAAGUACGAAAAAUCAUUGGGACCAUAUGCAAAAAACUGAAAAUCGCCGAUUUACAUACGAGGAGCUUGAGAAGUAUACUGAUAACUUUGAACGGCUCAUUGGGCAUGGAGGCUUUGGACAAGUUUACUAUGGUUGUCUAGAAGAAAAUAUUGAGGUUGCUGUCAAGAUGCGAUCAGAAUCAUCACAACAUGGGCUUGAUGAGUUUUUGGCUGAGGUUCAGAGUUUGACAAAGGUGCAUCACCGAAAUCUAGUGUCUUUGGUUGGCUACUGUUGGGAGAAUGAUCAUUUAGCACUUGUUUAUGAGUACAUGUCUGGAGGCAAUCUUUGUGAUCAUCUGAGAGGUAAAAUUAGUGUUGGUGAAUCCUUAAAUUGGGCAACACGUCUACGUAUUUUACUUGAAGCUGGACAAGGCCUGGAUUAUCUACACAAGGGUUGCAACCUGCCAAUUAUUCAUGGAGAUGUCAAGACCAAUAACAUUCUAUUGGGUCAAAAUCUAAAAGCAAAAAUAGCAGAUUUUGGGCUUUCUAAAACAUACCAUAGCGACACGCAGACUCACAUAUCAGCCACAGCAGCUGGAUCCGUGGGAUACAUCGAUCCAGAGUACUACAACACUGGAAGGCUCAUGGAGAGCAGUGAUGUUUACAGCUUUGGUGUUGUUUUACUAGAGGUAGUCACCGGUGAGCCUCCAAUAAUACCUGGACAUGGUCACAUUGUUCAGCGUGUGAAGCAGAAGAUUGUCACUGGUAACAUCAGCUCAAUUGCUGAUGCGCGUCUUGAUGCCUACAAUGUCAGCUCUAUGUGGAAGGUUGUUGACACUGCCAUGAUGUGCACAGCUGAUGUUGCUGCUCAAAGACCAGUGAUGGCCACUGUGGUUGCACAACUUAAGGAAGGCCUGGCAUUGGAGGAAGCUCAUGAGGAAAGGGUCGACCUCGAAAACAUAGCAAGUGAUAUCGUGUCUUCCGUGUCAACAUUUGGUCCAUCACCAAGAUGAAGAAAGUGUGUGCGCCUAGCUUUGGCAUGCGUCGAUUCUCUGCUACAAGUCUAAAAUGAUAUGACAAACACAAUAAUUUGCACAACAUGUAUUCAUAAACAAAGAUGGUUCAACAGAGCCAAAAUAGGAGCGCUUAAUUCCUUGCAAUAUAUAGUUUGCUUCAAUGUGUGGAACACAACAAUAAUAUGUUUAUGUGAAGAAACUGUUCUGGUACAAUGUUACAAUUGAUAUGUGGUAAGACCUUAAAAUAUA
Molecule: messenger RNA, 2902 nt
Organism: Oryza sativa Japonica Group (Japanese rice)
Lineage: Eukaryota; Viridiplantae; Streptophyta; Magnoliopsida; Poales; Poaceae
Product: probable LRR receptor-like serine/threonine-protein kinase At1g05700
Biological process (GO): protein phosphorylation
Molecular function (GO): protein binding; ATP binding; protein kinase activity
Source: RefSeq, a predicted model, not a curated record